This is a messenger RNA of Oryza sativa Japonica Group (Japanese rice), 798 nucleotides long. Its product is annotated as SKP1-like protein 11. The record is from RefSeq and is a predicted model, not a curated record. Gene Ontology annotation, cellular component: cytoplasm; nucleus. Gene Ontology annotation, biological process: SCF-dependent proteasomal ubiquitin-dependent protein catabolic process. Gene Ontology annotation, molecular function: cullin family protein binding. NCBI's taxonomy places the organism in Eukaryota, Viridiplantae, Streptophyta, Magnoliopsida, Poales, Poaceae.
CCCACCUCACCCACGGCGAGCGCUAGGUAGUCAGUGAGAGAAGAGAGCCAAGUUGAUCAGUGAGCGCGAGAGCGAGCGAUGGCGGCCGCGGCGGCGGCCGCGGCGGAGGAGGAGGAGGAGAAGGAGAGCGGCAGCAGCAGGAUGAUCACCCUGAAGAGCAACGACGAGAAGCUGGUCGAGGUGACGGAGGCGUCGGCGAGGCAAUCCAGGGCCAUCGCGAACUUGAUCGACGACGGCUGCGCCGAUGUCAUCCCGCUCCCCAACGUCGACUCCAAGACCCUCGCGAAGGUGAUCCCGUACUGCGACGAGCACGGCAGGGCGAACUCCGGCACCGACGAGGAGAGGGCGGCGCUGGGGAGGUUUGACGCGGACUUCGUCGGCGAGCUGGACAAGGACAAGGCGUCCCUCAUCGACGUCAUCAUGGCCGCCAACUACCUCAACAUCCAGGGGCUCCUCGACAUCACCUGCCAGCGCGUCGCCGACACGAUCGGGAGCGCCACCGCCGAGAAGAUCCGCGAGGCGUUCGACAUCGAGGACGACCUCACCGAGGCGGAGAAGAAGGAGAUCCGCGAGGAGAACGCCUGGGCCUUCGACGGCAUCCCGUAAGCCGUACUGUGUCCUCGUCGUCAUGAUUGCUGAUCUCUCGUAGAGGCCUAGCUGUGUGUGUUGUGUCUCUGGUAGAUUCAGAUCAAAUCAGGGAGUUUCGUGCAUUUUGUCCAAGAAGAACAGAGUCGGCUGUGUCGAUGCAUGCUUUGAACUGUUGGAUCGCUUGCAUGAAGUGAAUAUUUUGCCCCAAAA